Messenger RNA from Vitis riparia (riverbank grape), 2790 nucleotides. RefSeq names its product disease resistance protein SUMM2-like. The transcript is spliced from 5 exons. NCBI's taxonomy places the organism in Eukaryota, Viridiplantae, Streptophyta, Magnoliopsida, Vitales, Vitaceae. Gene Ontology annotation, molecular function: ADP binding; ATP hydrolysis activity. The record is from RefSeq and is a predicted model, not a curated record. Bases 1 to 2478 code for a protein of 825 amino acids.
AUGGCAGCUCAAAGGAUAUUUGAAGUAGAGCCUUUGGAAUGGGUUGAAGCCUGGACUUUGUUCAGCGAGCUCGUCGGAGAGGACACUCUAAAUUUUAGUCCCGAGAUACAACAGCUUGCUCACAGCACUUUGGAGAGAUGCCAAGGUUUGCCAUCCGCCAUCAUAAUGGCUGGACGAACAUUGGUUGGCUCCAAUAUUGUCAGGGAAUGGGAACAGUUAACACAAGAGCUGGAGGACCUCAUAAAAGAAGAAAUUUCAGGGGAAGACAGGUUGCCUCAUGCUGUUGUGGAUGAAAUGCCUCUUGGGCAUACCGUGGGCUUAGAUUCGUUGUAUGAGAGAGUUUGCAGCUGCCUUACUGGAUAUCAAGCAGGAAUUAUUGCAUUAUACGGAACAGGCGGUGUUGGAAAAACUACACUAAUGAGGAAAAUCAACAACGAGUUCCUUAAAACAAGUCACCAAUUCAAUACAGUGAUUUGGGUUACCGUCUCCAAGCAAGCAAGUGUGAAAGCUGCUCAAGAGGUGAUUCGAAAUAAAUUACAAAUCCCAGAUAGCAUGUGGCAGGGUAGAACAGAGGAUGAAAGGGCUACAGAAAUAUUAAAGAUCUUGAUAACAAAAAGGUUUGUGCUACUUUUAGAUGAUGUAUGGCAACGACUUGAUCUCUCAAAAAUAGGAUUUUGUCUUUCAAUGAUUCGAAACCGAUCCAAAGUAAUAAUCACAACUCGAAGUCAGAAAAUAUGUACUGAAAUGGGCGUUCCAUUGCAAAGACAGUUUAGAGUAGAGUUUUUGGCACUGGAAGAAGCCUUUGUUUUGUUCGUGGAGAAAGUCGGGGAGAACACUCUAAAUUCUCAUCCUGACAUACCACAUCUUUCUGAAAAGGUGGCAGAACGCUGCAAAGGCUUGCCACUUGCCCUUGUUACUGUUGGACGAGCCAUGGCUGAUAAGAAUUCUCCCGAGGCAUGGGAUCAGGCAAUCAAAGAACUGGAGAAAUUCCCAGCGGAAUUUUCAGGUAUGGAGGAUGGAACAUUGGAUUGGGGAAGGGUUUUUGAUGGUGAGGACAUAUAUGAAGCACGCAGACGAGGAUACAAAAUCAUUGAAGACCUAAAGAAUGCAUGCUUGUUAGAGGAGGGUGAUGGAUUUAAAUGUAUCAAGAUGCACGAUGUGAUACACGACAUGGCUCUAUGGAUAGGUCGAGAAUGUGGAAAAAGGAUGAACAAGAUUUUGGCAUGUGAAUCUCUUGGGGUUGUUGACCCUGAGAGAGUUACCAACUGGAAGGAGGCAGAAAGGAUAUCAUUGUGGGGUAGGAAUAUUGAGAAACUCCCCGAAACACCACAUUGCUCCAAUCUCCGGACUCUCUUUGUGAGGGAAUGUAUUCAAUUGAAGACAUUUCCAAGAGGAUUCUUCCGAUUCAUGUCUCGCAUAAGAGUUCUAGAUUUGUCAGCUACUCAUUGUUUAACCGACUUACCUGAUGGGAUUGAGGGAUUAGUGCACUUGGAAUACAUUAAUCUUUCAAUGACACAUGUAAAAAAGUUGGCGAUUGGGAUGACGAAGUUGACAAAACUGAAGUGCUUGUUGCUUGAUGGCAUGCUUCCACUUAUAAUUCCCCCACAAUUGAUAUCUAGUCUUUCAUCAUUACAAUUGUUUAGUAUGUAUGAUGGAAAUGCUUUAUCCUCAUAUCACACCACCUUAUUGGAAGAAUUGGAUUCCGUAGGAGCUGUGGAUGAUUUAUCUCUCUCCUUUCGUAGUGUUGUAGCUCUCAAUAAAUUACUGAGCUCCUACAAGUUACAAAGGUGCAUAAGAAGAUUAAGUCUACAUGACUGCAUAGAUUUAUCAUUGCUUGAGCUAUCAUCAAUAUUUCUGAACUACUUGGAGACUCUUGUGAUGUUUAAUUGUCGUCAAUUGGAAGAAAUGAAAAUUAAUGUGGAGAAAGAGGGAAGUCAAGGAUUUGAACAAUUUUAUGGGAUCCCCAAUCCUGAGUUGAUAGUGAGAAACAACCAACACUUCCGCAGGCUUCGCGAUGUAAAGAUUUGGAGCUGUCCAAAACUGUUGAACUUGACAUGGCUUAUUUAUGCUGCCUACCUUCAGUCGCUUAAUGUUCAAUUCUGUGAAUCCAUGAAAGAAGUGAUAAGUAAUGAGUAUGUAACUUCAAGGACACAGCACGCCAGCAUAUUCACAAGGCUCACAUCUCUAGUAUUAGGUGGUAUGCCAAUGCUAGAGAGCAUCUAUCGGGGGGCACUACUCUUCCCUUCAUUGGAAAUAAUCUCUGUGAUCAAUUGCCCGAGGCUAAGAAGGCUCCCAAUCGAUUCAAUUAGUGCUGCCAAGAGCUUAAAGAAAAUUGGAGGAGAUCUAACCUGGUGGAGAAGGUUGGAAUGGGAGGAUGAAUCUGUGGAGAAGAAUUUCAUCAAUUAUUUUUCCGCACAAUACUUGGCUGACCCAAUGCAGGACCCAGGGGAAGUGAAGGGAAAGAUGAAAUUGGUGUAAGAAGGUUCAACCUCAAGGGCAGCCACCUAAACACAGCUUGUCAAUCGCUGAAGUUAUAACUCAUGAGGGAACAGGAUGAGUAUUUGAAGUUUGAUGCAACAAAGCUAUUUGCAUAUGCCUUGGUACUGAGUGCCGUGUGGAAGAUAAGAUCCAAUGUUGUAUUAUUUGUUGCUUGCAUGUGUGUGACUAUUUUUUGUGAACUCUAAAUGGAGUGGUGGAGUUGUAUAUGCUGCUCAAAAGGCAUCACUUUGCAGGUGGUGGUGUUGUUUUGAUGUAGAUCAUGUCCUAAGAUUGAUGUGUUUUUACAUAUCA